AUGGAUGGAGCACGUCCAUGCAAACCGACCACAGGGCAUGUGCCAAGCAUCAUCUCCGUACGGCUACAGACUCCAACUUGCCCGAGAGGAGGUGUGGAGUGCCAAAACACGCAUCCGAAUAUCCAGUCCUAUCUGGCAUCAGUUCAGGUCGACUUGCAGAUAGUCGGCCAUGUCAAAGCUCACGUCUUCGACAGGCAGGGUAUGGUCACAGGGGAGUCCCUCGGAAUGUGGGAAGAGUGCCAGCGCUACGAUCAGAAUCACUUUGGCGCAAAGCUGGACAAGAUCGACAAUUAUUUCGACAAUGAAAGCUUCGAAAGUGAAGCCGAAGUCAAGAUUGAAGAGGCUCAGGCGGUAGAUCGUAUAUGUCGAAGAGGUCUUGCUGCGGGAGGCAUGGCGAGGCCGAGUAUUAUUCUCCUUGAGCCUGGUCCCAUCAACUCGGCAGAGCACAGUUCUGCAAGCGAUAAUGCUGGUGAGAAACUCGAGAAGCAUUGGAAGAAGCUUGGCUUCAAUGCAUGGAGUUAUACAGAUCCUGCUUGGCUCUGCUUGUCUUUGGAGGAUGUUACUUGGGGUGCAGAAAAAGAAUCCUUGACAUAA
Molecule: messenger RNA, 594 nt
Organism: Pseudocercospora fijiensis CIRAD86
Lineage: Eukaryota; Fungi; Ascomycota; Dothideomycetes; Mycosphaerellales; Mycosphaerellaceae
Exons: 3
Coding region: 1-594 (197 amino acids)
Source: RefSeq, a predicted model, not a curated record